Molecule: messenger RNA, 894 nt
Organism: Chanos chanos (milkfish)
Lineage: Eukaryota; Metazoa; Chordata; Actinopteri; Gonorynchiformes; Chanidae
Gene: pemt
Product: phosphatidylethanolamine N-methyltransferase
Exons: 7
Coding region: 138-827 (229 amino acids)
Biological process (GO): phosphatidylcholine biosynthetic process
Molecular function (GO): phosphatidylethanolamine N-methyltransferase activity
Source: RefSeq, a predicted model, not a curated record
UAUCAACCUUGGCAUGUAGAGAAUCCUAAACAAGUGAUUUUUAAAGGCAUUCUUUUAAAUAUUGUUUUGCCAGUAUACUUUCGUUACAGAUUUAAAGAAAAACAAGCUUUAGUCUUUUACGUUGUCAUGGUAUUUACAUGAACAGUGCUUCUUUGCAUGAAAAAAACCUCGUGCCGGAUUGCUGCGGAGGGCUCAGUAAUUUGGAUUACAGCAAGGUGGACAUGUCUGUGGUGACUGAAAUGAUGAAAUAUAUAGAUGUGACAGACCCCAGGUUCUGUGUGGCUGUAAUUGCCAUCAUCUUUAAUCCUUUCUUCUGGAAUGUGGUGGCUAGAUGGGAGCACAGGACACGGGGUCUGACGCGGCUCUUUGGGGGUCCAUACGUGGCUUGCUACUCCCUUGGUUUCCUCAUCAUCCUUCUCAACAUCUACCGCAGUCACAGUAUCACCGUAGCAAUGAAAGCUCAGCCGCGAUGGGAAGUGAUGGAUAACACUCAGCUGUUUUACACAGGGGCUGCUUUCAUGGCAGUGGGGUCUCUCUUCGUUAUUAGCAGCUUCUUGGCUCUCGGCUUCACCGGCACUUUUUUGGGUGACUACUUUGGAAUCCUGAUGGAGCAGAAAGUGACUGGUUUCCCUUUCAGCGUGAUGGACAAUCCCAUGUACUGGGGUAGCACAGCCAACUACCUGGGAUUGGCAAUAAUGAAUGCCAGUCCAGUAGGAAUACUCCUGACUGCUGUGGUUGCCCUGUCCUAUGGAGUGGCCAUCACAUAUGAAGGACCGUUCACAGAGGAAAUCUACCGGCAGAGGAGCCAACGCUGCAAGCACAAAUGAAACAGGAAAAUGUUUGUUUAAGGAUCACACCCUGCUAUCCGGAUCCCCCCCCCCCUCCCCCCCCGGG